CGCGGUCCGCGUUCGGCGUAAGACGGCUCCGUUUUGGAUUACGUGCUUGCCCGCCGUUCGGUUGCCGGUCACCAGUGUUGCUUUUAAACCGGAGCUCGACUUCGAUGCAAAGCUGGAGAAAAGUAGGUACAACACAACUGAGGAAGCCUACAAGCACAUGGACUCCUCCGUCUCUAGCAUCACUGCUCUUAGCCUGGCCGCAACAGCACGACUUGGUCGUGAUGCAGUUUGCAGCCGAACGCUAUUGUUUAAAGCACUCCGAAUGUUACCGAGCACGUAGAACAAUCUCUUCGCGCAACAUAUUUCACUUAACCCAAGAGCUCUUCAUUGGAUGGAGGUAAACACGGAAUACCACCCACUUUGUGAUGACUGAAGCAGACGCUUUCGACGCGUCCACCGAGGACCCACCUCCCGGCCACGAUGCAGCAGACAAUGUUACUGCCCUCCUAAACAACGUCACCGACGCCGUGGCUACUGACGAAAUGAUGGGCCCUCGCUACCACAAGCGGGUCCGCAUAGUCAUCAUCGUCACCAUGAUCAUCCUGUCGGUGGUCGGCAACAGCGUCGUCUGCUGCAAUCUCCUCGUGCAGCAGCGUCGCCGGCGAGUGUCCAAGGCGCGGGUGCUCUUCCUGAACCUGGCCAUAGCGGACCUUCUAGUGGCCUGCAUCACGAUGAUGUCGCAAGUGGUGUGGGAAGUGAUGGGCCGACUGUGGAUCGCGGGCGACGCCUUCUGCCGCUUCUUCAAGUUUCUGCAGACGUUCGCGCUCGUCUCGUCCACCUACAUGCUUGUGGCCAUCGCUAUAGACAGGUACAUCGCCAUCGCCACACCGCUUGCACCUAGCACGGAUCCGUGGAAGCUAGCUGCCCUGACGUGGUUGACUUCGUGCAUGCCGUCACUGCCGAACGUCUACGUUUUCCACAGCGUCGAAGUAGCGCCCGGCAAGUGCUUUUGUGCGUCAAUCUUCUACGACCCUGACACGCCGCUCUACCACCGCCAGAUAUACAUGGGGUUUGUGUUCUUCACGGUGUUCGUCGUGCCACUGGUGCUCCUGAUUGCGUUCCACGCUGGAAUCCUGUGGGCCAUUUGGAAGCACACUGCGAUCAACCGGCAUAUGGGCCGGCAAACCACUUCCUCGCUACCUCGAGCUAAGGUGAAGACGUUGAAAAUGACGGCCGUGGUGUUCGGCGCCUUCCUGGUGACCAACGUGCCGUACAUGGUGCAAGAGGCCAUCCUGGCCUUCGGAAACCCGGGCAUCCUGGACGCCAACCUCGUAGCUCUCUUCGGCGUGAUAUCGGCUUCCAACAGUGCCAUCAACCCGUACAUCUUCCUUUAUUUCCAGCGGCCACACGGAGACAUUGAGAACGGCGGUGGCUUUUGGCGGACCGCGGCUUGCAUGGUCCGCGACUCGCUCACAUGUCGCCUGCUAACCCGGUCCCGCGCGGGCUCUCAGAUGUCCACCGAUCCGGAGGACAAUUGCCCCCCGAUGCGCCAGUCGAAGAUGUCCGUGGCGAGAACCGGCAACCGCGCGGCUACAGACACUCCGCCGAACAUGAAGAGCCGCGCCACGUGCUGAAGGUGGUUGCCGUACAACGCUGUUUUCCUGUGUCGGUGUUCUAGAGAACUGUGUUUGCCCCAUGGUUAGCGUUCAAUUGAAGCA
Messenger RNA from Dermacentor andersoni, 1658 nucleotides. Its product is annotated as gonadotropin-releasing hormone receptor-like. Gene Ontology annotation, cellular component: plasma membrane. The record is from RefSeq and is a predicted model, not a curated record. Gene Ontology annotation, molecular function: peptide binding; G protein-coupled receptor activity. NCBI's taxonomy places the organism in Eukaryota, Metazoa, Arthropoda, Arachnida, Ixodida, Ixodidae. Gene Ontology annotation, biological process: G protein-coupled receptor signaling pathway; cellular response to hormone stimulus.